GUGGACCAACAUUCCACAGGCCACAAUCAACAACCUGAUCAACUCUAUGCGAAGGAGAUGUGUUGCACUGCGUGAGGCAAAUGGUGGUGUGACGACCCCUGCCUCACUAUCUCUGGUGGUGGGUAUGCGUGUGUGUGGCCCUUUAAUGACUCUCCCUCUGUGUGUGCUCACGGGAAUUGAGGACACCUGGCGGCUGGAGCUAGCCGGAUAAAGGACUGGACCGGAUCUCGCUCUCUCUCUCUCUCUGGCAGGAGGACGCAACGUGAAGAGCAGUCACGACCAGCUGACCUUUUGUUUCGCCUGUUUGUGUCCUUCAGCAGCAGCCAAAUAAACUCUUUUUUUUCUAUUCACGCUCUCGUUUCUGUCGCGCGUUUGUUGUGGCUGAGAGCCAAGCCAUGACAGCUGGGGGCUCGUCCAUUCCGGUAAGGUAAGCUGGUGUUGGGAGUUAGUUCAUGAUUUGUGCGGAGUUUCCCCUGGUAGGUUAUAGCGACGGUUCCCUUGGGAUCGUUGGGCAGGGUGUUUAAUGUUGUGGUGAAAGUGGCUGAAGCCUCGGCUUGGGGGCAUGGCCGCGGUCGCAGUAUUGUUGCUAGCUUGCUAGUCGCUUUGCUGGGCCAGCGGUCUCCAGUGCAUAAGUACCCGCCGCAAGUAACUACAUGAAGACUAGGGAGGAGAUUAGUUAGUGGGUGCCGCAGUUAGUGGGGAAACUCCAAUCAUUUAUUUUUGCUUUUCGUCUCAGUGUAAGCUCCGGUGUUGUGUGAUAGUAUGGCGGAUGUAGACGCAUUUAUCAGGGCUCCAUCUCAGGAAGCCCUUGACAAUUUCUCAAUGGAGCAGCUGCUCGUUAUUGCUGAACAUUUCUCGGUUGAAAUCGUCGGCGAUAAGAGGCUAAAAAGCACUAUAAAAGACUCUAUUGUGACGGCAUUAGGUGAAACGGGAGUGUUUCCGGCAGAGAAAAGAGGUGUGUUGUUAAAACCACUGUUGCAGGCUAGUUCACUGUCCUUUGAGCAGCAGAAGGAGAUGUUAUUGUUGCAGCUGAAUCAUGACAAAAUGAGGCAUGAGAUGGAGGUUGAAAAGGAAAUUGCAGUGGAGCGGAUGCGGCAGUAGACUGAGAGAGCCAAACUGGAUAUGGAAGGGCAACGUCUUUCUAUGGUCAGAGAUGGUGCGGCGUUGGGUGAGCAGUACGGUGAACAGGUGCCCAGGUCCCAUCAUCGGUUCGAUGCUAACAACUUGCGCUUGUUACCGCAAUUUAAUGAAAGUGAUCCUGACACUUUUUUUUUGCUUUUUGAACGGGUAGCUAAGGCUAUGGAUUGGCUGGAUGCAGACUGUGCCCUGAUGCUUCAGUGUGUGCUCACAGGAAAAGCACAGUCUGCAUAUUCCGCGUUAUGUCUGGAGGAUAGCUCUAGCUAUGUUAAAAUAAAAUUGGCGGUGCUUAGAGCAUAUGAACUCGUUCCUGAGGCUUAUCGACAGCGUUUUAGGUCCUUGGAGAAAAAACAGGGUCAAACAUAUGUGGAAAUGGCGAGGGAUUUGUCGGUUCAUUUUAAACGUUGGUUAGCUGCUCUGGACAUCACUUCUUUUGACAAUUUGGGUGAACUCAUGAUUUUGGAACAGUUCAAAAACAUUCUUCCUGACAACAUUGCUACUUAUAUAAUAGAACACAGGGUUACUUCGGUGUCCGAAGCUGCGGUGGCAGCGGAUGAGUUUGUGUUACUUCAUAAGGGCAGGUUCGGAGGGCGCGCUGGAGCUCUACCCGUUUUUGAAGGAAGUAGAAGGGCUGUUGAUGUUGGUUCAUUGGGGAUGGAUCCAAAGAAAGUGGCUUGGGAAAAAUCUGAGGAUACUUGUAACUAUUGUCGUGAGAAAGGCCAUUGGAAACCAGAAUGUCCGGCGCUUAGAGCAAAAUCCAAGGUAGGAAGAUUUGUGGGUAAACCAGUUGCAUUAGCUGUUCCUGUGAAAAGCUGCUGUGUUAACGAGGUGCUUACGGACCACUUAUGGGGAUCAGAGGUUUUGGUGUCCUAUGAUCCUUUUAUAAGAGAGGGCUUGGUGUCAUUGGUAGGUAGCAAUGUCAGAGUUCCAAUUAAAAUUUCGAGGGAUACCGGUGCAUUUGACUCCUUUAUCGUUGACUCUGUUCUGCCUUUGUCUGAGGAAAGUGACACUGGUGACACGAGUCGGGGGAUGGGAUUAACGGUUUUCCCUGUUCCUGUUCAUAAGAUGUAUCUUGACUGUGACCUUGUUAACGGUAUUGCUAUUGGUGUACGCCCAGCUUUUCCAAUCAAGGGGAUACAUUUCAUUCUGGGUAACGGUUUGGCAGGUGGUAGAGUCUGGGCUGAUGUUCCCUCUGUGUUGUUAGUCACUGGUGGUCUGAUUGAGUCAGGAUCUGAGAAGUGCUCUACAGUGAUGCCAGACGUCACAGCCUCGUGUGUGAUCACACGUGCUAGGGCGAAAAGGGAUCAUGACUUGCUACCAGAUGGAAAGUCAACUGACACAGUGGAGGUUCCAUCUUUGUCUGAGUUUUCGGUAUUACUUACACACCAUGAGGUGGGAGAGGAGCAACGUCAGGAUUCUUCGUUGAAAGACCUUUUUGACUGUGUUGCGCCAGUUGCACAGGGGGAAAACACUUCAAGUGGAUACAUGUUGCAUAAUGACUUGUUGUUUAGAAGAUGGGUUCCUGUGGCUGUUGAUGGUGGGGGAACUGAGGUUUUCCAGCUGGUGGUGCCAACUAAGUUUCGUCCUCUGGUCCUGAAAGUCGCACAUGAUGAGUGUGGACACUUUGGGGUUCGGAAAACAUAUUUGAACAUCCUGAGACACUACUUUUGGCCACGUCUAAAGAGAGAUGUGUCGCAGUAUAUUAGAACAUGUCAUGUGUGUCAACUAACAGGGAAACCAAACCAGAAGAUCAAACCAGCACCACUACAGCCGAUACAAGUGGUAAGUGAACCGUUUACACAUCUCAUUGUGGAUUGUGUGGGCCCUUUACCGGGUUCAAAAUCUGGUUGCAAAUAUCUGCUGACUGUGAUGUGUCAAACCACUAGGUAUCCAGCGGCUUAUCCUUUGAGGUCGAUUACAACUAAGGCUGUGGUUAAGGCUUUGUCACAGUUUAUUUCAAUAUUUGGUAUUCCUAAGGUCGUCCAGAGUGAUCAAGGCUCCAAUUUUUCAUCUCACAUGUUUGCUCAGGUGUUGAAGCUUUUGAAGAUUAAGAAGAACCAGUCAACAGCUUACCACGCUCAAAGCCAGGGUGCCUUGGAAAGGUUUCACCAGACAUUGAAAUCCUUGUUGCGUGCUUACUGUACUGAGCUAGAUGGAGACUGGGAGGAAGGUCUUCCUUGGUUGAUGUUGGCUGCAAGGGAGGCGGUACAUGAAGGUACGGGGUUUAGCCCUAAUGAGUUGGUUUUCGGACAUGCUGUACGGGGUCCCUUGGCAGUGCUGAAAGAGGGUUGUGUUGACACUGAGCCACCACGGAGCUUGGUGGAUUAUGUGAAUGGCUUCAGACGUCGUUUGGGUGUUGCUUUGAGUAUGGCACGGGAAAAGCUGUCGGUGUCUCAAAGUAACAUGAAGAAGUUCUAUGACCGUUGUUCGGCACGACAGGAGUUUAAUCCAGGUCACCAGGUUCUAUCACUUAUGCCUAUUGUUGGUUCCCCAUUUCAGGCUAAGUAUUCAGGUCCGUACACUAUCAUUGAGAAAACUUCUGACCUAAAUUAUGUUGUGGCAACACCAGAACGAAGGAAGACCAAACGCCUCUGUCAUGUAAAUCUUCUGAAACCCUACCACAAGCGGGAGGUUAACACAGACACAGAGGUGGAGAAGGAUAAAGUGCAGCCGGCUGUGGUGGUGGUGGUGACACAUGGUUUGACGCAUGAGGGAAAUAUAGUGCCCGAACCUGAUGAUAGUUUGCUCUGUGGUCGUUUGAGAAAUUCGGAAUCGCUAGAUAAUUUAGACGGGUUGUUGUCUCAUUUGGCGGCAUCAAGACGUGAGGAAUUAUCAGCAUUGGUACACAAAUAUCGGUGUCUGUUUGGAGACACUCCUUCGCAAACUGACUGGGCUGAGCAUGAUAUUGAUGUUGGGGACGCUCAGCCGAUUAAGCAACAUUUUUAUCGCAUGCCACCAGUUAAGCGCAGUCGGUUGGAUGCAGAGAUUAAUUACAUGGUGGAGAAUACAAUUGCUGUCCCAUCAGCAUCUAGUUGGGCGUCUCCAUGUAUUUUGGUGCCAAAGCAGGAUGGGACACCUAGAUUCUGUACUGAUCUAAGAAAAGUGAAUGCGGUGACAAAAUCAGACUCUUUUCCUUUGCCACGGAUGGAUGACUGUAUAGAUCAGGUGGGGUCUGCAAAGUAUGUUAGCAAAUUUGAUUUGCUUAAAGGGUAUUGGCAGGUCCCCUUGUCUAAGCGGGCACAGGAAAUAGCAGCAUUUAUCACACCAUCUGGACUUUAUUCAUAUAAGGUAAUGCCGUUUGGGUUAAAAAAUGCUCCUGCUACAUUCCAACGUUUGAUGAAUCGCGUGGUGUCGGGUUUAGAGGGCUGUACGGUGUAUCUAGACGAUUUGGUAAUUUGCAGUGAUACUUGGACGGCUCAUGUUCAGCGCAUCGAGAGGUUGUUUGAACGGUUGACAGAGGCACAUCUGACUAUUAAUUUGGCCAAAUGUGCCUUUGCAAAGGCCACAGUGACAUACCUUGGUCAUGUGGUGGGUCAGGGUUGUGUGGCUCCAGUUCUGGCCAAGGUCAGGGCAAUAUCUGAAUACCCACAGCCCACAACCAAAAAGGAACUCCAGAGAUUUUUGGGUAUGGUGGGUUACUACAGGAGGUUCUGUGAAAAUGUUUCCACUACAGUGUUUCCUCUGACGGAACUUCUUAGGGCUAAGGUAAAAUAUACUUGGUCGGUCGACUGUCAGAGAGCGUUUGAUAGUGUUAAGUCUCUAUUGUGCUCCUCUCAGGCGUUAGUGGCUCCAUGUUUUGAUCGUCCUUUUAGUCUCCAAGUAGAUGCAAGCCAGGUGGGAGUCGGUGCGGUUCUGCUCCAGGUUGACAAGGGGGGGGGGGUGGAGAGACCCGUCAGUUUCUUUUCAAAGAAACUUAACAGUUACCAAAGGAAUUAUACGGUGAUUGAGAAGGAAGCGUUAGCACUCAUUUGGGCGUUGCAGCAUUUCACUGUAUAUGUGGGAGCAGGAGGACUAAUUUUGGUUUACACAGAUCACAAUCCCCUGACCUUUUUGCAUUCAAUGAAGUGUCCCAACCAAAGGCUGACGAGGUGGUCUUUGUUUCUUCAGGCUUACAACCUUGAAGUUAGGCACAUUAGGGGAUCCGACAAUGUUAUUGCUGACGCGCUGUCACGUGCUCCAUGGCACUAAGUAGUUGUUAGUUUGACCUUGAUGUGUAUAUAUAGGGACUGUCAUACUGUGAUAAAUCUUUCUCGCUCUGCCCAUGUUUUUUAAAGUGCUUCUCAGAUACUGGUGUUGCUAAAGGUGUGGCAGGGUGCUGAAGGCGAGGAUUGCUGUGUGAAGGACUGGACCGGAUCUCGCUCUCUCUCUCUCUCUGGCAGGAGGACGCAACGUGAAGAGCAGUCACGACCAGCUGACCUUUUGUUUCGCCUGUUUGUGUCCUUCAGCAGCAGCCAAAUAAACUCUUUUUUUUCUAUUCACGC
Molecule: messenger RNA, 5618 nt
Organism: Gymnodraco acuticeps
Lineage: Eukaryota; Metazoa; Chordata; Actinopteri; Perciformes; Bathydraconidae
Exons: 2
Coding region: 1123-5325 (1400 amino acids)
Biological process (GO): DNA integration
Molecular function (GO): nucleic acid binding; zinc ion binding
Source: RefSeq, a predicted model, not a curated record